Desarmillaria tabescens is the source of this 1804-nucleotide messenger RNA. RefSeq lists its product as uncharacterized. The transcript is spliced from 4 exons. The coding region runs from base 231 to 1364 and encodes 377 amino acids. Lineage: Eukaryota; Fungi; Basidiomycota; Agaricomycetes; Agaricales; Physalacriaceae. The record is from RefSeq and is a predicted model, not a curated record. Gene Ontology annotation, molecular function: protein binding.
UGCUGAUCGAUAUCUCUGAACUUGUUGUCCUGCUUUGUCUUCUACUACUUGGUACAGCUUGAGGCGGUGGGGUGUGCAGCGACAAUUCGACAAACGAACACGGCCCCUAUUUGGGAUCACAUGAGACGUGAGAAAUUGUCUUUCCUUUUCUCUCGUCAUGACGCCCAUCUUCAAAGCUAAGGUAUUCUCAAUUUCGUCUUUUUCUCAAGCAGGGAAACUGAUCUUUGUAGAUGUUUGACUUCACCAAGUUACCCCAGGAGCUAAUAGAUUCCAUCCUGGAUUUCUUAAUCAAUGACCCCCGAUCCCUCAAGGCUUCCUCCCUUGUCUGCCGUUCUUUCCUCCGUCGAACCCGAGUUCAUCUUUUCCGUCAACUACGCUUCGAGAACUUUCGGCACUUUCACAAGUUUCGCAAUAUGUGCCAGGCGUCUCCUCACAUACCUCCCCGAGUCGAGACUUUGGCCCUUCACAGCGGUUGGGACGAUAGAAAAAUACGAAAUACGAAGCAUUUUGUUGCUGUGAUGUCGCUGUUCUCCAACUUACGAGUGAUUAAGUUCAUUCACAUCAAUUGGGCGUUGUUGCCCCAGGACGUUCGGGCGGCCCUUUCUUCCCGCGCCUUUCAGUGCAUUACUUUUCACUGCGUAACCGGUAUCAAGGCAUCCGAUUUGUUCUCCCUCGUUUCUGCCUCUCGUUCCACCCUUCACACCCUCAAGCUACACCAUACAGAUAUCAUCGGAAGUCUCGAGCAAGACGAGCAAUCUGCGCCACAUGUAAAACAUCUAACUCUCCACGACUCGGCCCUCUCGCCUGAACUCUUUUGGAUUGACACGUCCUUUCUGUCACCGAGACACGUCCGUACUCUCGACGUGCUACUGCACAAUCGAUCUGAUAUACACCGCUUGCAAACCCUGCUCAGCGAAGGGCUGUGUCCCCUGCAAGACCUUGUCGUUUCGCAUAUGCCGCGGAGCAUCGAUCUAUUGAACCAGCUUGAAUCUUCUGAUCACCUCCAACUCUCAGGGUUACGAACCGUCACCGUACACAUGUGGGACUACCACUCUGAUAUCGACGACGCUGUGGAUCGACACCUGCUCGAGUGGUGGAUCGGGAAUCUCAGACAGUGCGAUGAUAUCGAGCGUAUCACCUUCUGUGUCACGCUUGGCGCUAAUACAGGUGAUUAUGCUGUGUGGAAGGGCUUGGACAAGCUUUUGUUGGAGCGCAGGUUCCCUGCUUUGAUGUCGGUGGUCGUAGAGGUGACCGCGACGUGGAUGACGACGGAUGUAGCCUCAGUGACACGGACCAUCGAAAGCCAGUUCACUGAUGCUCGAGUCGAUGUAAUUUCAGGUCGAGGGGACACGGAGUACCUGUAGGGUUCCUCUGUCUCGCCCACUGGGUUUGGGCUGCUUGUAGUUCACAUUCUAUCAAAUAAACGGGAAGGCCGGAAUCAAGCGACCGCUUUUCCUUGUUUCAGUCGCACGUGCACUGUCUCCUUUUCUCCCGCCAUUAUCAUGACGACCCACAGAAGCCCGCAAGAAUCUCCCUUGGACAACACAGAGAUAUCACAUCAGUUUCUUUACAGAAAGCUGAGCAGGGCCGCAAUAGGACACAUCAACAAGAUUGAGCGCAGAUUGGCCUCACACAAAAUCCCCCUAUCCGAAUUCUCUGCGGUAUCCCUGGCCCUCUAUCCUCCUCAGCAGCACCUCUCCACUGAGUACGUGCUGGAAAAGUAUAAGGUGCCGACAUUCCAUAUCACCUUGCGAAGUCGUUUCAUCUCGCCCUCGGCUCCACCCGUGUCCAACAUCUUACUUCG